This is a messenger RNA of Abrus precatorius (Indian licorice), 785 nucleotides long. RefSeq names its product lysM and putative peptidoglycan-binding domain-containing protein 1-like. The transcript is spliced from 3 exons. The record is from RefSeq and is a predicted model, not a curated record. Bases 1 to 750 code for a protein of 249 amino acids. Lineage: Eukaryota; Viridiplantae; Streptophyta; Magnoliopsida; Fabales; Fabaceae.
AUGGAUUUGCGAUUGAUGGAAAUGACUAGGUGGAAAGAGCAUAAUGAAAAUCACCAUCAGUUUGUGUAUAAUUAUAAUGGAAACGUACCCAGUAGAGGGUAUAGCCAAAUGAUGAUGUCAUCUUCUGUAUCAUCAUCAUCAUCUCCUUCAACAGUUGCAUACAUUCAGCACCCUAUUUCAAAGUUGGACACGCUAGCUGGCAUCGCAAUCAAAUAUGGUGUUGAGGUUGCGGAGAUAAAAAAGAUGAAUGGAUUAGUUACUGAAAGUCAAAUGUUUGCUCUUAAGAUUCUCCACAUUCCACCACAUGGAAGGCACCCUCCGUCUACUACAGGACAAGAUAACCCCGACCACAGUCCAACUGAUAAUGCACGCGGUGAACCGCUUGAAUCAUUCCAGUCCCUGAGAAGGAAGUCCUCCGAGCAGAAACUCUCCCCAGCCAUUAGUUCUUUACAGAAUUACUACGGAACUAAACCAACAAUGAAGAAAUCCAUAUCUGAAAUAUUCGACCUGGCAGAGAAAGGAAAAGGAGCUUCUAAUUCUUCAGAAAAUGGUUCAUUUUACUGUAGCAACUCACUAAAGUCCAACCGAUCUCUGAGUCGUUACCAUAAAUCUGAGGUUAACCUUAAGGCUAUUCCAGAGUUGAUCUUGAAGCAUGACAAUAGCACCAAUGGUGGGUUUUCAGCAAGAUCGGCAAAGGGCCUAGCUCAGAGGCAGAAAGCUGGUAGCCGACUUUCGUUGACAACUGACUAGAAUCAGGGGGUUUUAACACAGGUGCCAAUGAUUAU